This is a messenger RNA of Cetraspora pellucida, 255 nucleotides long. The record is from the annotation of a GenBank genome assembly. Lineage: Eukaryota; Fungi; Glomeromycota; Glomeromycetes; Diversisporales; Gigasporaceae.
UCACAAAAAGCUCUAAAUAUGUGCAAAUUAAAAGCUGCUAUGGCAUGGGAGUAUUCAUGCAGACCAGCUCCUGCUGAAUUAUUUCUAUCUAUUUUUUAUAAUAAAAAUAUUACAGAGAAUAAUGAUGAACCAAAUAUACCAAAUAUAAGUCAUAAAGAAUCAAGUGAAGAACCCAAUGAAUCUGUGGAUGAUGAAAAUAAUGAGAUUUUGGAAUUAACUUCUUUGAAAGAAUUUGGCCAAUUUUUAGACAUAUAG